Fusarium falciforme is the source of this 900-nucleotide messenger RNA. RefSeq lists its product as hypothetical. The transcript is spliced from 3 exons. NCBI's taxonomy places the organism in Eukaryota, Fungi, Ascomycota, Sordariomycetes, Hypocreales, Nectriaceae. The record is from RefSeq and is a predicted model, not a curated record. Bases 1 to 900 code for a protein of 299 amino acids. Gene Ontology annotation, molecular function: hydrolase activity.
AUGUCUGCUUUUCUUACGAUACCGCAAUUCCGAAAUGUCACCAAGAGCCAUCUUGCGGGCCCUCAAGACCUCCUCAAGGGUUGUUCAACCCUACUUGAAGAGCAAGGGACAAUCGAAAAGGUCGUGAACGACCGAUUUAGUGGCAUCUACGCCGCCAAGUUCCCCCGUUCAACUCACAUCAUCAUGUAUGUCCAUGGCGGCGGCUUCGUGUCUGGUUCUCCGGAGGGGGUCGUAGGCUGGCUGCUCCAGCUGGCUGUUGAGCUCCAAGCUCGCGGUAUCCUUGCUGACGUCUUCUGCGUCCGCUAUGACCUUGCUCCUGAACACCCUUUCCCAGACGGGCUGCGGCAGAUCGUGGCGGCAUACGAAGAACUCGUUUCAAGAGAGGGCAAGCCCAUCAUUCUGGCCGGCGAAUCGGCAGGCGGAAACCUCUGCCUAGAUUUGCUCCGUCACCUCGUUGAUCCUCACCCGGAGAUUCCACCGGUGAAAGGAGGAGACGGCGGCGGGAAGGUUGUCGCCGCCUGUUUGACGUGUCCUUGGGUGGACCUUCGCAACGAGAGCGAGUCUUUUCAACGAAAUGCCAAGUACGACUGCUUGGAGAAGAAGGUUUUGAACAAGUGGCGCGAAGCCUACCUGGGAGGGCUGCGACCCAACGACAACUGGACGAGCCCCGUUGACUUCCCGGGAGAUUGGCGAGACAUGCUACCACCGCAUGGCGGACACAAGGGUCUCGAUUUACAUGUUGUCCCUCUGAAAGGACAUGCCUGGCAUUUGGUCGACUUUGGAGGCAUAGUUCCUGGAAAGGAAGCAGCCAAGGCCGAUACGGGCAAUGCCGAUAGCUAUAUGGGCGUCACGUUGCAUGCGGACUGGAUUGCCGAGAAGCUCCGACCCGCAAGUGCCUAG